UCACUCGAUUACAAUCGUUAUGAAACGAAUUGUUGAUAAAAGAGGAGUAAAUAAGAAAAUCUGCUGUUAUGAAUAAAAUUCACAUCAAACAAUCGUAUAAUUUAAAGUGAAAUAUUAACGCGUACAAAAGAUGUCAACAAAAGUGGUGGCUACGGCGACAGUGCGUGCACUGAAAGGACGCAAAUUGUUGCCGACAAGGGCAGCUCUUAUAUUGACAAAUUCCGCAGUAAAUCGCAUUAAAGAAUUAUUGAAGGAUAAACCCGAGUUUACAGGUUUGAAGGUAGGAGUGCGGCAGCGUGGAUGCAAUGGGCUUUCCUACACGCUGGACUAUGCAAAAGGAAAAGAUAAAUUCGACGAAGAAGUUGUACAAGAUGGUGUCAAAGUGUAUAUUGAUAAGAAGGCUCAAUUGUCUCUACUGGGCACCGAAAUGGAUUUUGUCGAGUCCCAACUAUCCAGCGAGUUCGUUUUUAACAAUCCUAACAUAAAAGGAACGUGCGGAUGUGGCGAAUCAUUUAGCUUCUAAUUACUCGACGGUCGUUAAAAUUUAAGCUAGCAGUUUAGAUUUCAUUACUUAGGAACUCGUAUAUUGUCUGCUUUAAAUUAGUUUAAAUUUUUCGGUUAAGUACUAGUUAUGAUUAUGUUUUGUUUUCAAAUAUUUUGAAACAUAUAAAGAUAUUUAGACAUGUUAGCUGU
This is a messenger RNA of Bactrocera latifrons, 693 nucleotides long. RefSeq names its product iron-sulfur cluster assembly 1 homolog, mitochondrial (gene MagR). The record is from RefSeq and is a predicted model, not a curated record. Lineage: Eukaryota; Metazoa; Arthropoda; Insecta; Diptera; Tephritidae. The transcript is spliced from 5 exons. Gene Ontology annotation, biological process: iron-sulfur cluster assembly. Gene Ontology annotation, cellular component: mitochondrion; cytoplasm. The coding region runs from base 131 to 523 and encodes 130 amino acids. Gene Ontology annotation, molecular function: 2 iron, 2 sulfur cluster binding.